AUGGGACAGCACGAACUGGCGCAUGUCGUUCUCGACCACAUCCGGAGAUGUAAUAGCGUCACCAUAAAGUUCUCUACCCCUUGUGUGGGGGUUGAAACUUUGGAGGGAAGAGUUCGCGUUAUGAUUCAAAAUGACAAGGAGGACUGUGUUAUCGAAGCCGACUGGGCGGUGGGUGCCGAUGGCUGCAAUUCGGCGGUGCGGCAAAUGAGCCUCAUACCCUUCGAGGGCUUUUCUUGGAGCAACUAUCGUUUCACAGCUGCUGAUGUGCGAUAUGACUUCGAGAAAGAGGGUGGCUAUCGAGAAGCCAACUUCAUUGUCGAUCCUAUCAACUGGGCCGUCAUUGCGCGAACCGGCCUAAGCGACGUUUGGCGCGUGGCGUACGGCGAAAAGUUCGACACCCCUGUCGAUGAUCGCAGCGUUAGAGAACGUGCAAAGACUAGAAUUUCUAGGUUUUUACCCGGGGCGAAGGACUUUGAGCUCGUCCGGGUGAAGCCAUACGUGGCUCAUCAAAGGUGUGCGGCGGAGUUUAUGAAAGGUCGCGUGGUGUUGAUUGGGGACGCUGCGCAUGCCAACAAUCCAGUCGGCGGUCUUGGUCUAACGGGGGGUAUCCUGGACGCCGUCGUUAUCGGAAAUGCACUUCUGCGUUGCAUCAAGGGCGGAGAAGACGAGGCGGUCGUGAGGGCCGCAGCUGAAUCCCGUCGUAAUACAUGGCUAAAUAUAACAAGUCCAAUGUCGCAAAGCAACUACCUUAGAUUGUGCUCCGAGGAUCCGGCCAUUUGCAGCGGCCGCGAGGAGUUUUUCGAAAAGUUAAGGACGGACAAAGAGUUUUAUUUGGCCGUUCAAAACUCCUUGGGAGAUCUACUACCGGACAAUUUCGAGAGUAUGGCAGUCGAGGAUAAGAGGAGGUCUCAGUAUUCUUAG
Molecule: messenger RNA, 921 nt
Organism: Scedosporium apiospermum
Lineage: Eukaryota; Fungi; Ascomycota; Sordariomycetes; Microascales; Microascaceae
Exons: 2
Coding region: 1-921 (306 amino acids)
Molecular function (GO): FAD binding
Source: RefSeq, a predicted model, not a curated record